Messenger RNA from Exaiptasia diaphana, 1382 nucleotides. RefSeq lists its product as uncharacterized. The record is from RefSeq and is a predicted model, not a curated record. The transcript is spliced from 2 exons. Lineage: Eukaryota; Metazoa; Cnidaria; Anthozoa; Actiniaria; Aiptasiidae. The coding region runs from base 15 to 677 and encodes 220 amino acids.
UCCAAGCCUUUCUCAUGAAAGGAAAGAAAAUGGCGGGUGCAGUAGAUUUUUCAGGUUUUACUGAUAAUCAAGAUGGAAUGGCCGAUCUCAUGUCUAUGCCAAAGACUAUUACAGUUGAAGAACAAGAGGAAUCUCCACCAAGGUCACAGCAAAGAUCAGGAGACGCAAUGACUGUCCCUGAGCGCAUAGUAAUCAACGGUGAUCAAGGCGGGUAUUUGGCAUCGAAAAACGAAAUUCCUCGUGAAAUGAAAGAUGAAUUUGUACCUAAUAUGUUCAUGGGAGGAAUGAGUACACCACCGAGGACUCUGACUGUAGAUGAUACCACAUCUGCUUACUAUCCAGCCACUAAGUCGACAUCAAAACCAAAUGUUGGUAUCAAAGAAAGGCGAAUGAAACAAGAUGACAGAACAAAUGUUGACGAAGAAAGUAUACGCACUGGACUGGAGAUCAUUAAUGAAGUAAACCCUCUUCAAAGCGAUAGUGAAGAGAGCUUUGCACACGAGUAUGAGGUUGUUGAUCUGCGCAAGAAUGUUGUAAAACUGAAUAGACGUGUUGCCAURUUGGAGCGUGAAAUUGCACAAAAUGGAACGUUGGGAUUCUGGUCAAAACUGGUACUUUUCACAUUUACUUUCAUAAAUCCCAUUAUCUUAUCUUGGUUGUUUGGUCGAAGAAGAUAGACUGUUCUUGAUGUACACUAGACAAAUUUAUAGGAUAUGAUUGUUAAACACCUACUGGCAUCAUUGGUAUUAGUCAGAGUGGAAUAUCAACUGGCAUCAUUGGUAUUAGUCAGAGUGGAAUAUCAACUGGCAUCAUUGGUAUUAGUCAGAGUGGAAUAUCAGAUGACAGUGUACAUAUAUUAUACUCAUCAUGCUAAACAAUUUGCUGAUUCCACCUGGAGAAAUCUUUAUAACAUUCUUAUGAUAUAUAAGUUCUUAAAAAAAUGAUUUUCCAUCAUCUGCAAAAAGGAGAUUGACUGUCUGGCUGAUUUUAGUAAACAAUUCUUGAUGGGAAAUGAUGCUAUUUUGUUUGCAUUUCAUUACCUUAAAAUUCGCCAUUGUUUGCAUAUACCUUUAUUAGAUGUAAAUGAACACUGACAGUAAUUAUCAUGAAGUUAAUGUUCAGUCUCUUGAAUAUGUAUUGAUGAUCUGGUGAUCUGAUGUUACUUCAAGUGGUUGAUGAUUUAAUAUUAAUAUACAACUCUUAAUGUACUGUAAAUAUAAUAUGUGUGUCAUGUUGUGUUUAGCUACAGAACAAGAUUCCUUGGUAAACAGCACCCAGUGCAAUAURUUCGGGCUGUCUUAUUGUAGUGAUGCAAUGUAUAUCAUGUAUCCAAUGCAAUCCUCAUGGAAAUUAUUUGUYAAUGAUACUACGUUUUGUUCUCA